AUGAUUGUAUGGUUUGGAUAUUCACAAAUAGCGAGUUUGGCAUAUAGUACAUAUUUAAGUAUAUUCGAAAGCGAGGCAUUGGCAAAUCAAAGAAAACUUAAAAGAGAUAUAUUAGUUGUAAAACAAGAAUUAGCAAGAACAAGCUCACAGACAUCAUUCGAGAUAAAAUUUAAGACUAUUUUAUGGACAUCAGCUAAUGGAAUUCAAAUAAUUAUGGUGCUGUGGUAUAGAACUACGCCUGUAUUCUAUUUACCAGAAGGCUGGUUUAAAUCUGAUCAAGGACUAAUAAACAGUGAUAAUCUAUUACCUACAACCGGUUUACGAAGGAUUAGAGAUAAGCGAUCUAUGUCAUGUGACUAUGAUAAUCGUGGAGAAGCAUCAAAAAUCAUGAAUCACAUAGAUCUUGCCAGAUUCUCAACAGAGUCGUUACACAGCUAUAGUUUUGUGAGAAAUGAUGUAUCGUCAUUUAAGAGUAGACAAAAUUUUAUUAAUCGUUCAAUCGAUUUUAUGAAAAAUAAGAUAAAAGGAUGGAAAAUUCCAAUUCACCAUCAUCAUACCAAAAAUAAUAUUACUACUCAAGAAGAGUAUCAACAAUCAUCAUCACCUAAUCAAGCCAUAAUUACAACAGACGAUCAAGCAAACAUACUGAACGCUAACGAUCUUACAUGUUUGCUAUUUGGUUACUCCAGAGUUGAAUUGUUAAACGUUAAAGUUUUAAGUAUUAUUGGAAGCCCUUUUCGUGAAAAAAUAGCAAAAACACUUGUAUCAAGGCUUCAAAACGAUGAAGAUAACUGUGAAGCAGUAUUGGCAUGUGGUAAAGUGAUACCAAUACAAAGAAAAAAUGAAGAAGCCUCAUUAGCCUCAUUAUGGCUUAAAAUGAAAAAAGAUGAAUGUGGUAACUUUGUGUUAAUUUGGAUUUUCGAAGAAAUAUCUGAAUUAACUAUGACUGCUGAAAUCGAUGAAAAGAAAAUAAAUAAAACAAAAUUUUAUGGUAGUAAAUCUAAAAAUGUAAUUAAUUUCCCUAUAAUAGGGGAAAUAUCACCAUCAUCCAUAAAAAAAGAAGAAAGGCAAGAAUUAGAAAUACAAAAAAAAUUUUCCAAUAUAAUAUAUGAAUUUAAAAUUGUUUCUAUUCCUACUAUUGCUGGUGUGAUAACUGCAUACGCUACUGGUGUUAUACAAUCGUGUAAUUCGGAUUUUGUAAAGUGUUUAUUUGGUGUUAGUGCUGAUGAAUUAAUUGGAAAAAAAAAUAUUGAUAAAUUGUUACCACAAUUUCCCGGUCUUGUUAAAAUCUUGGAAUCGGAAAGCGCACUAGUUGAAGGAAUCGUUAUUUCAGAAAAUAUUUUCCGUAAAGCUGUUUCUUUAUUAUCACCCAUAACAACAACAACUAAUUUAUUCUAUUCAGCUGAUAAUAGCAAUAAUAAUAAUGUUGGCGGUGGUAAAAACUUUUUAUCUAUUAAUAAUAAUGCUUUAACAUCGUCACAAGGGCCUUCUGGUAUAAUUGCUGUACAUAGAGAUGGAACAGAAUUUGAUGUUGAUAUUCAAAUGCGUAUUCUAGAGUCACCAGAUCAACCAUUACAUGCUCUAUGGAUCACUUAUGAUCGUAAUGUCAACUUUGAAGAAGAUCCUUUUCCAUCUAAUUCUACUGCUGCUGCUGCCGAACCAUUUGAUCCUAAUAAUUAUUCAGCACUAACGCUUAAAAAAACAAUUGACGAUUUUGUAAUAACUGGGGUUUUGGGUAAAGGAGCUUAUGGUGAAGUCAAAUUAGCGUAUUAUAAAAAUGAUCCUGAAAUGAAAAAAGUUGUUCUUAAAUAUGUUUUUAAAUCUUGUAUAAUUGUUGAUUGUUGGAUACGUGAUAAAAUAUUGGGAACAGUUCCGUUAGAAAUACAUUUACUUCACACAUUAAAACUUAUUCCUCACCCUAACAUUGUACAAAUGGACGAUGAUAAUUAUUACAUUGAGAUGGGACUACAUGGAGUAGGAAUGGAUUUGUUUGGGUACAUAGAAUUGAAUCCUCAAAUGCCUGAAUCAGAAAUAAAGUUAAUAUUUCUUCAAGUGGCAAAAGCAAUUCAACAUUUGCAUCACAAUAAAAUUGUACAUCGUGAUAUUAAAGAUGAGAAUAUAAUACUUGACGAACAUAAUAACGUACAAAUAAUCGAUUUUGGAUCCGGUGCUUAUGUAAAAGAAGAUACAAAAUUUGACACUUUUUGUGGAACUAUUGAUUAUAUAUCUCCUGAGGUAUUUUCAGGUAAAAAAUAUGAUGGGCCACCACAAGAUAUUUGGGCUUUAGGGGUAUUAUUGUACACUCUGAUCUACAAAGAAAAUCCAUUCUACAACAUUGAUGAAGUGAUGGCAAGAGAUUUAAGGAUUCCGUUUAUACUAUCCGAAGGUUCAAUUGACCUUGUUAAGAAAAUGCUUGAAUAUGAUGUUGACAAACGGUUAAGAAUUGAUGAAUUUAACAAUAUGACUCACAUUUCUCAACCUGUAAUGAUUGAAGUUCCCGAGUCUUUUGAAAAAAUGGACGACAUUGAUCAUUUAAUGAUUAUGAUUGCUGAUAUGUUGGGAUGCGUAAUUAUUCAUAAUGACAGGAUUCGUUUAACACCGGCAGAUCUAACAAGAUUUCAUUCUAGAGCAUCACCUUCAAUCUCUGUGAUAGAUUAUUUACGUAGAAUAGUAAAGUACACUGCGACAGAAAAGGCAUGUCUUCUAAUACUACUAAUAUACAUUGACAGAGUUGGUGGGAUAUCUACACAAGAGUUGAACACUUUGGAAUUUGAGUUUUUGAAAUUGAUUGAUUGGCAUUUGAUAUGUACUGGUGAUGAUUUACAACAGUAUUAUGUCAAUUUGGGGUAG
This is a messenger RNA of Entrophospora candida, 2850 nucleotides long. NCBI's taxonomy places the organism in Eukaryota, Fungi, Glomeromycota, Glomeromycetes, Entrophosporales, Entrophosporaceae. The record is from the annotation of a GenBank genome assembly.